Elgaria multicarinata webbii is the source of this 1299-nucleotide messenger RNA. Its product is annotated as IgGFc-binding protein-like. The coding region runs from base 109 to 1299 and encodes 396 amino acids. The transcript is spliced from 4 exons. The record is from RefSeq and is a predicted model, not a curated record. NCBI's taxonomy places the organism in Eukaryota, Metazoa, Chordata, Lepidosauria, Squamata, Anguidae.
UCAGAUCCCAUCCCAGUCCCAACACCAGUGACCUGUCACGAGAACAGCCACUUUGAGGUCUGUGGAAAUGCCUGCCCAGCUACCUGCUCAGAUCGAUCUGCUCCUUCAAUGUGUGAUGAUACCUGUGUGGCAAGCUGCCAGUGUGAUGAGGGGUACAUCCUCAACGAUGAAACAUGUGUCCCGGUGGAGAGCUGCAACUGCAUUUACAAAGGCAUGACCUACAAGCCAGGGGAAGAGUUCUGGGAUGAUGAAAGCUGUCAUACUCGCUGCAAGUGUGACUCCAAAUUAGGCAAGGCUGAGUGCAGAAAAGAUUCUUGCAAGGCCAACCAGAAAUGUGCCAUGGUUGAUGGUGUUUGGGGCUGUCAUGCCACCCAUUACUCCACCUGCACUAAAUCUGGAGACCCUCACUACACAACCUUCGAUGGAAAGAAGUAUGAUUUCAUGGGAACUUGCAUUUAUCAGAUGGCAGGGGUCUGCUCUAAGGACCCCACCCUCACUCCAUUUUUGGUCACGGUGGAGAAUAACAACCGAGGCAGUAAGGCAGUGUCCUUCACCAAAGUGGUGACUUUGGAAGUCUACAACAUGACCAUCAGUCUGAGGCAAGAGCAACCACAGAAGAUUCAGGUCAACGGCGUCUUUGUCGACUUGCCAUUCUCCUAUGAAAAUAAACUGAAGGGCCACAUCAGUGGAGUCCAUGGCUUCAUCAGGACGGACUUUGACGUGACAGUCAGCUUUGACUGGUGCAGCUAUGCCAGGGUCAUUAUUCCUGAAUCUUACGCCAAUGCCACCUGUGGACUCUGUGGCAAUGCCAAUCAGGAUCACAGUGAUGACUUCAUCAGGAAGGAUGGAACAGAGACAACUGAUGAAAUCCAAUUUGCAGACAGCUGGAAAUUGAAGGAAGUCCCAGGGUGCUCAGCAAGAUGUACCACUGACUGCCCACUGUGCAGUAAUGAAGAGAAAGAAGCCUACAAGGGUGACAGUCACUGUGGGAUUCUCAUCAGAAAGGAUGGGCCAUUCAGGCAGUGCCAUGAGGCCAUUGACCCGACAUCCUACUUUGAUGACUGUGUCUUUGACACCUGCCAGUACAAGGGCCUCCAUAACAUUGUCUGCAGUGGCAUCGUUGCCUACAUGACCGCUUGCCAAGCUCAGGGCAUCCAGAUUGGCCAAUGGAGAUCGCCUGCCUUCUGCAGCCUUCUCUGUCCACGUAACUCCCACUAUGAACCCUGCGGAACAGGCUGCCCUGCCACAUGCCACAGCCCCUCCACUCCAAAAAUGUGCGAGGCUCCAUGUCCUGCUUAG